This is a messenger RNA of Schistosoma rodhaini, 699 nucleotides long. Lineage: Eukaryota; Metazoa; Platyhelminthes; Trematoda; Strigeidida; Schistosomatidae. The record is from the annotation of a GenBank genome assembly.
AUGAUUUUGUUGCAAAAAAUACGUGCUCGCUUGUUAAUUCUAACCCCCAAAGUACUUUCCAGACUUAAUAAUCGCUUUUCUGGUCAUUACUGUACUGAGUCAAAGUCACCAGUUGGACAAGAACCUAUUAAUAAUAAUGUGGAAGAAGAUACAGUUUUCGAAGUCUAUGAUGAACAUUGGGAAGUAAACCCAGUUGUUGAGCAGGUUCAUAUACACCCUAAAAUGAGACCCGAAGAAAAUCUAUCUUUUAUACGCGUGAAAAAUCUUUUUGAUAUACCAGAAUUAGUGAAAGCAUUAGAACGUGAAAAUAUCCGAGAUAUUGUUUGUCUGAAUGUGAAUUGUAACUUCCUAGCUCCUUAUAUGGUUAUUGGAAGUGGUGUAUCUAAAAGACACAUUCAAAACACUGCUGUCCAUAUACACAAACUGCUGAAAUACAAAUUGAGGGAUACAAGUAUUCCACUGCCACUGUUCCAGGGAAUCGAUGGGUCCUGCGAAUGGAUAGCUGUCGAUAUGAAUACCAUUUUCCUUCAUCUAUUUUUACCUGCUACAAGAUUAAAAUACGACUUAGAAUCGCUCUGGGGCGCUGGUCCACAAUAUGAUGACCAACUUUUUCAGAAGAACACAGCAGAAUUAUCGAAUAGAAACUUUAAUUGGGAACAAUUAUUAUCCGAAAUUCAACAGGCCAAACAAUCUUUUUAA